Molecule: messenger RNA, 378 nt
Organism: Penicillium samsonianum
Lineage: Eukaryota; Fungi; Ascomycota; Eurotiomycetes; Eurotiales; Aspergillaceae
Exons: 3
Coding region: 1-378 (125 amino acids)
Source: RefSeq, a predicted model, not a curated record
AUGGCUCCUAUCCCAGCCCUUGUCAACAACAACACGCUCUCUCCUCGGGCUGUCAAGCAAUACGAGGUUAACAUGGAGAAGGAACUCUUCCUUACCAAACUGAUCUUCGGGAUCAUUGUUGCCGCCCUUGCCGUGUUCUUGGGGUACGUCCAGUUGAAGCCCAAGUACGAGAAAGAAUGGAAGCCCAAGCUUAAGCCUAAGCUUCGGGACUGCAAGGAGAAGUAUGAGGGCUGGAAGGAGAAGAUGGCGGCCUGGCCAACAGCGCCAGCGCCUGCUCUCGUGGCUGAUCGCCACGCUUCCGAGGCUCCGGAGGUCGACCGAAUCACUUGUGAUCUGACUCCGGAGUACCUGAAGAAGUCGACAGCGGUCAUCGUCUAG